Molecule: messenger RNA, 13117 nt
Organism: Neopsephotus bourkii (Bourke's parrot)
Lineage: Eukaryota; Metazoa; Chordata; Aves; Psittaciformes; Psittacidae
Gene: HMCN2
Product: hemicentin 2
Exons: 83
Coding region: 117-12821 (4234 amino acids)
Biological process (GO): homophilic cell-cell adhesion
Cellular component (GO): plasma membrane
Molecular function (GO): calcium ion binding
Source: RefSeq, a predicted model, not a curated record
CUGCUCUGUCCCCACCGUGUGUGGCCCCUUGCACCCUGUAUCCCUCCCUAGUGCAGGGACGGUGACCAAGGGGUCUGGGAGAAGGAGAGGGCAAGGAUAAAGGGGUGUCCCCAGCGAUGCCGCCCCAUGGAGGGGUGUUUGUGGGUCUCUGGCUGCUGCUGGCCCCCAGUCUCGCCGAGCACCCCCCCAGCUCGGGCUGGGCCACCUUAGCCUUCGUGUUCGAUGUCACCGGCUCCAUGUACGACGACCUGGUGCAGGUGAUGGACGGGGCCUCGCGCAUCCUGGAGCGGACGCUCAGCAGGAGCACGAAGCCCAUCAGCAACUACGUGCUGGUCCCAUUCCAUGACCCAGAGGUGGGACCCGUCACCCUCACCACGGACCCUCGGCUCUUCCAGCGGCGCCUGCGGGAGCUCCACGUCCAGGGUGGAGGGGACUGCCCGGAGAUGAGUGUAGGAGCCAUCAGGACGGCUGUGGAGGUCUCACACCCCGGCUCCUUUGUCUACGUCUUCUCCGAUGCUCGGGCCAAGGACUAUGAGCAGCAGGAGGAGCUGCUGCAGCUGCUGCAGCACAAGCAGACCCAGGUGGUGUUUGUGCUGACGGGGGACUGCGGGGACAGGAGCCACCCCGGGUACCGCGUGUACGAGCGCAUCGCUACCACCAGCUCGGGGCAGAUCUUCCACCUGGACAAGCAGCAGGUCACAGAGGUGCUCAAGUGGGUGGAAGAAGCCAUCCAAGCCUCCAAGGUCCAUCUGCUGUCCACGGACCAUGAGGGUGGUGGGCAGCACACAUGGCCUGUCCCCUUUGACCCAAGCCUGAAGGAGGUCACCAUCUCCCUGAGUGGUCCUGCCCCAGGGAUCGAGGUCCGGGAUCCAGCAGGAAAGAUCCUUGAGAAAGGCCAAGGUCUGAAGGAAUUGCUCAGCAUCCCCAACUCAGCCAUGGUGGUGGCUGUGGAGCCCCACGAGCCAGGGACAUGGUGGGUCACGACCCAGAGCAGCGGCCGCCACUCUCUGAGGAUCACAGGCAUCAGCAACAUCAAUUUCCAAGCCAGCUUCUCCACCCAGCCGGACUUUGAUGCCAGCCAGCCUGGAGAGCGCCCGGUGCAGGGUCUUCCCAUCUCCGUGCUGGUGAACUGCUCCGGCCUGAAGCCACCGGGGCACUUACAGGAGAUUGAGCUCUUCAACACCUCCGGCCAUGCCCUGCUCUCGCUGCCCAUGCGGCCCCUCUCCAACACCUCCUCGGGGCAGGUCUGGGUGGCCUCACCGCUCCUUGUCCCCAUGGGUGACUUCCUGCUGAAGGUGAAGGGUGAGGAUGCUGAGGGCCACCCCCUGCAUCGCCUCUCCGGGGUCACCUACACCAGUGUGGUUGCUGGUCUACCCAAAGUGAACAUCUCCAGCAAGAUCCAGGCUUACAACCGUGAGCCGCAGCUGAUCUCCUGCUCCGCAUGGAGCGAGGUCCCUUUCCGCCUGCAGCUCAGCCGCGGGAGGACCAGGCUUGGGGAAGAGCAGCUCUUCUGGAAUGUGGGGAACAUCAGCUGGUUGAUCCCUGCGGUGUCCAAGAGCGAUGAAGGGUUUUAUGAGUGCACAGCCAAGAGCAAGGUUGGGGUGACGCGGGCUCGUGCCUACAUCUCUGUCUCAGAGCCACCACCGCGUCUCAUAGCUCCGGCCAACAUCACCGCAUCCCCGGGCCAAGACGUGGUCAUGUCCUGCCCGGUCCUGGGUGACAUGCCCUACAACCUGACGUGGAGCUGGGAUGGGAAGGAGGCACAGCCAGGGGAUGGGCGGACCCGGAUGCUGCAGAACCGCUCGCUGGAGAUCAGCCACGUGCGGCUAGGGGAUGGGGGCCAGUACGAGUGCAUGGCACAGAGCGCCCAUGGCACGGCCACUGCUUCCCUCUGGCUCUUCAUCGAGGAGGCUCCGUGGGUGAUGGUCGACGCCAGCCCCCAGCGCUUUGGCAGGGGCCAGGAGCUGCGGCUGAACUGCACGGCCGGGGGCCACCCCCUGCCCCGCACCGCAUGGAAGCGCUGGGGAUGGGCGCUGGAGCAGGGCGAGAGGGUUUUCACGGAUGCUCAGGGUACCCUGCACAUCAGGGCCGCUAUCCCAGAGGAUGCAGGGAAUUACAGCUGCUACGCCAGCAGCGCGCUGGGCUGGGAUGAGCAAGUCAUCACCCUGGAGUUCACCGAGCCUCCUGUCAUCCUGGCACUGACACCCAGCCUGAAGGCACUGGUUGGAGAAGACGUGACGCUGGAGUGCUGGGUUUUUGGGGUCCCCCCACCCUACAUCGCAUGGUACAAAGGCGAGCAGGCGGUGGCCACGUUCCCCCCCGGCACGCAGCGCGCGGUCCUGCGGCUGCAGGCGGUGCGGGAGGAGGAUGCGGGGCGAUACGGCUGCGAGGGGCUCAGCGAGGCUGGCGUUGCCUUUGACAGCACCGUGCUGGAUGUGGGGUCUGCCCCUCACUUUCCCGAGCCCCUGGGGGACGUGGUGGUGGAGGCUGGGGAGCCCCUGCGCCUGCUGUGCCGUGCCGAGGGCUCCCCAGCACCGCGGGUCUCCUGGUCCCGGCAGGAUGGGAAACCAGUGCCCGGCUGGCACGAGCCUCAUGGUGUGUCCAGCCAGCUGGAGGCUGCCGAGCUCCUCAUGGACAGCGCCUCGCUGGAUGACCAAGCCAUCUACAUCUGCAAAGCCCAGAAUGAGUUUGGGAAGAUCCAAGCGGAGAUCAAGCUCACGGUCACCGGUCACGCCCCAGAAAUAGCUCUUGCAUCCCCCAUGGUCCGAGUGCUCCUAGGCCAGCCCGUGUCACUGCCGUGUGUGAUCCUGGCUGGGAGGCCAUUCCCGGCCCGACGCUGGCUGAAGGAUGGGCAGCCGGUAGCCCCAGGUGGACGGUACUCCAUCAGGGCUGAUGGAAGCCUGCACAUGGACCAGGCAUCGCAAGGGGAUGCAGGCAGGUAUACCUGUGAGGUGACCAAUGCCCUCGGCUCGCACAGGCAGGACGUGUCCCUGGUCAUCCACGUUCCUCCUAGCAUUGAGCUUGGCCCUGUCCUCAUCACUGCCACUGAGGGAGCAGCCAUCACCCUGCAGUGCAAUGCCACCGGUGUGCCCCCCCCUACUGUCACCUGGACAAAGGGCACAGAGCCCAUUUCACUGAGCUCACGCUACCACCUUGACCCCAAUGGGACCCUCCUGAUCCCUUCAUCAUCCCCUGAGGAUGCUGGGACCUACUUCUGCACAGCUACCAAUGCAGCAGGCUUCUCCAGCCGGGAGAUGCAGCUCUCCAUCAGCACAAAGCCCAGGAUCAGCGUGAACGGAUCACAGGCAUCGGAUCCCAUAACCAUCCUGGCUGUGCUUGGGCAGGAGAUCACCCUGCCCUGCGAGGUUCAGGGCUAUCCCCCUCCCUUGGUGGUGUGGACCCGGGAGUCCCAACCGUUGCCUCUUGCCACCACGAGCUACAGCAUCCUCCCUUCGGGGUCCCUUCGUCUGGCAGAGCCCCGGGUGAUGGACGCAGGCCUCUACACGUGCACGGCCACGAAUGCCGCAGGGAACGCCUCUCUCAGCUACAGCCUGCGCAUCCAAGUUCCCCCCCAGAUGCUGAUCGGUGAUGGGGAAAGCCUCCUGACGGCUGUCACCAAUGACUCCCUGAGGAUCCACUGUCGUGCCAUGGGCAUCCCCCCACCCCGGAUCCAAUGGCUGAAGGAUGGGUACCCGCUGCACGAGCGGGAUGGUGUGGUGGUCUCUGAGGAUGGUGGGACUCUGCUGAUCACCCGUGUGGGGCUUGAUCAUGAAGGGCUUUAUGUCUGCCAGGGAAGCAACCAGGCAGGGGUGGCAGAGGCGGAGGUGCAGGUUUUGGUGCAAGUGGCUCCGAGCAUCGAACCCAGCGCCGUGGACCUGGUCAUCCUGGAGAACAGCACGGUGUCCCUGCAGUGCCUGGCCUCGGGGCUGCCUGCUCCUGACAUCACCUGGUACAAGGAGGAUGAGCAGCUCUAUGAAGGACCAGGCAUGAUGGUGUCCAGGGAUGGGAAGCACCUGGAGAUCCAGCGUGCCCAGCUCUCCGACACCGGCGGCUACCGCUGCGUGGCCUCCAAUGUGGCCGGGGUCACUGAGCUCUGGUACAGGCUGCAGGUGACCGUGCCCCCACGGAUCAGAACUGGCCCAAGGUCCCUCAGGGUGCUGGUGACAGAGCCGGUGACACUGGAGUGUGAUGCCACGGGGACCCCAGCUCCGGUGCUGCUGUGGCUGAAGGAUGGCAACCCGGUACCCAACGAAGUGGCAGGUGGCCCACAGAUCCUCUCCGAUGGGCACGUGCUGUCCCUGCCCACUGCUCGCCUCCAGGACUCGGGGACGUACACGUGUGUAGCCAGCAGUGCUGUGGGGGAAGACAGACACGAGGCUACCCUCGAGGUACAGUUGCCUCCCACCACGCUGGGUGAGGAGGAGAACAUCUCUGUCAUCGUCAACCAGACGGUGACCCUGGAGUGCUCGGCUCCAAGUCCCAGUGCUCAGGGGUCCCACUGGCUGAAGGAUGGGAAUGUGCUCACACCAAAGCCAGGCAUGCAGCUCUCUGCGGAAGGAACCGUGCUCCAGAUCGAGCGAGCCAGUGUGCAGGAUGUGGGCAGGUACACAUGCCGGGAGAGACACUACAAUCUCCAUGUGUGGGUGCCCCCAUCCUUCUCCUCACUGGAGCCCACCACCGUGUCCGUGCUGGAGGGACAGUCCGUCAGGCUGGCCUGCGAGUGCCAUGGGAUCCCCUUCCCCACCCUGAGCUGGUGGAAGGACGGUGAGCCCCUCUCCACCCAUCCCGGGAGCCCGAAGCUGGUGUCCACAGGAGGGACCGUGGUGUACCUGGAGAAGGUGCUGCUGGAGGACAAGGGGACGUAUACCUGCGAGUGCAGCAAUGCUGCCGGCAGCAGCAGCAGGGAGCAUCACCUGGAGGUGCACGCCCCUCCGAGGAUCCUGGGCAGCAGCAAAGCCGUGAGGAAGGUUUCUGUCAUCAAGGCUGGCGAGGUGGUUUUGGAGUGCGAGGCCAUGGGGACCCCGACACCCACAGUGACGUGGGUGAAGGACGGGCACCCCGUGGCCGGAGGGGACGGGGUCCUGCUUACGGAGCAAGGGAAGCAGCUCCGCAUCCUCAAGGCAGAGGUGGCCCAUGCAGGACGCUACACUUGCCUGGUGGCAAACACAGUGGGGCAGGAGCAGAGGGAGUUUGAUGUUGCAGUGCAUGUUCCUCCUGAGUUCAUUCAAGGAUCAACAACCAAUAUCAGUGUCUCUCUGCAAGGAUCCCUGACACUGACCUGCGAGGCCACCGGCAUUCCCUUGCCCACAGUCACCUGGUCCAGGGAUGGGUCUCCCAUCACUCCCAGCGAGCACACACACGUGCUUUCAGGGGGCUGGCUGCUGAGGCUCAGCCAUGCCCGAGCGCAGGAUGGUGGCCACUAUUCCUGCCUGGCCAGCAACGUAGCUGGGGAGGCCAGGAGGCAUUUCUACGUGGAGGUCCUAGUUCCUCCCCACAUCGAGAACGUGGGUGAAGAAGAGAUCAUCAAAGUGCAUGAGGGUCACCCCAUCACCUGGUCCUGCCUGGCUGCGGGCAACCCCCAGCCCCAGAUCACCUGGCUGAAAGACGGCCACGCUCUGCCCAGUGGGGACACCUCCAUAUCUCCUGAUGGCUCCAUGCUCCACAUCCCCCGAGCCUCCCUGUCUGAUGCUGGCCGCUACUCCUGCUCUGUGGCAAAUCAAACCAAGCACUACCUGCUACAUGUUUUGGCCAGUCCUACCUUUGCUGGAGAUGCCCACAGCGCUGCUGCUGCAGAAGAAGUCACGGUGAUCAUCAACAACCCCAUCUCCCUGGUCUGCGAGGCUCUGGAAUACCCAUCUCCCAGUAUCACCUGGCUAAAGGAUGAGGUUCCCCUCAAAGCAUCUAGAAACAUCCUCCUGCUCCCUGGUGGCCACGGGCUGCAGAUCCUGAAUGCACAAGAAGAGGAUGCAGGCACAUACAGCUGCAUUGUGGCCAAUGGAGACGGGGAGGCCAUGAAGAACUACUCUGUGAAGGUCCUGGUUCCUCCCUGGAUUGCUGGAGAUGAGCCUUCAGGGGAAUAUGCUGUGAAGGAGGUGAAAGCCAGGGUCAACAGCACAGUGAUGCUGGAGUGUGAGACCUGGGCUGUGCCCGAGCCCAUCAUCCACUGGUACAAGGACAAGCAGCUCCUGGAAAGCGAUGGCCACCUCCAGAUCCUCAGCGAGGGGCAGGUCCUUCAGAUCAAACCAGCCAGUGUCUCAGAUUCGGGGCAUUACAGCUGCGUGGCCACCAAUGCUGUGGGUGAAGAUGCCAAGGACUUCAUCGUGCAUGUCCAAGUGCCACCCUUCUUCCAGCAGCAGACAAGCUCCAGUGAAGCACUUGAGGUCUUCUACCGGGAGGAAGACCAGGAUGGGGAGGUGACGGAGCACCGGCAAGCUGUCCUCAACCAGCCCACCGCCCUGUACUGCGACACCAACGCCAUUCCACCGCCCCAGCUCACCUGGUACAAGGAUGGGGAGCCCCUCUCCCCUGGCCAGGGUGUGCGGAUGCUGUUAGGGGGCCGGGUGCUGGAGCUGCCGGCAGUGAGGGAGGAGGAUGCAGGCAGGUACACGUGUGAGGCAGCCGGUGCAGCGGGACGGGGCCGCCUGCACUAUGAGCUGGAGGUGCUGACCGCCCCGGCCUUCCGCGGUGCCACGGAGGACUUGGCUGAGGAGGUGACGGCCACCAUCAAUGGCACCGUCCGCUUCAGGUGCGAGGCCACUGGGCACCCGGUGCCUGCGGUGUCCUGGCUCUGGAAUGAUGUCCCUGUUGUGGCUGGCCCACGGCAUCAGCUCCUGGAGGGCGGCACAGUGCUGCAGGUGGCUGCAGUGGAGGUGGGUGACAUGGGCAGCUACACGUGCGUGGCCGAGAACCCGGCUGGGUCAGCUGAGAAGCACUUUGCCCUCACUGUGCAGGAAGCUCCCUGGAUUGCGGGCACAAACCCCGAAAGCAUCGAUGGUGUCAUCAACGGCAGCAUCUCGUUGGUGUGCGAUGUCCGGUCCCACCCCACAGCAGAGAUUGCCUGGUACAAGGAUGGCCGCAUCCUGCAGCUCAGUGAGGAGGUGACCCUCACUCCAGGCUCCCGGGUGCUGCAGCUCUCUCGCCUGCAGUCUUCCAGCUCGGGCACAUACACGUGUGUGGCGCUGAAUGUAGCUGGCCAGGAUGAGAAGCGCUUCAUCCUCACUGUGCAUGAGCCCCCUGACAUCCAGGACCCGCAGCAGGAGAUGCUCGAAGCCAACAUGGGGACCUCUCUCAUCCUGACCUGCCAAGUCACCGGUGUGACCGCCCCUGCCAUCACCUGGCUGAAGGAUGGGAGCCCGCUGGACAACAGCCCAGAGCAGGGCCUGGUGCCUGGGGGGAGCCAGCUGCAGCUCAGCCCCCUCCAGCCCUUCCACCAGGGCCGGUACACUUGCCUGGUGCAGGGCACAGGCACUGAGACACGCAAGGACUUCCUGGUGCUGGUGCGAGUGGCACCCCGGAUCACCAGCGCGGGGGUCCCCAGUGAGCACAGCGUGCUGGAGGGCGGAGGGGUGAUGCUGGAGUGCCAGGCAGAGGGGCAGCCCCCGCCCCGGAUCUCCUGGCUGAAGGAUGGGCAGCCCCUGCGGCUGCAGCCCCCUUCCCACGCCCGGAUGUCCCCGGAUGGCAGCUCCCUGCUCCUUGAGGGUCUCCAAGCUGCCGACUCGGGGGCAUACACGUGCCUGGCCCGGAACAGCGCAGGUGAAGACACACAGCUGCACACACUGAGCGUGCUGGUCCCUCCUGCCAUCCAGAGAGGUGCUGAUGACUCAGAGGUGGUCCGGGGUGUCCUGUCUGCAAUGGUGACACUGGAGUGCCAGGCACGGGGGUCCCCUCCACUGCACGUGACCUGGCUGAAGGAUGGGCUGCCCCUGCAGUUGUCCCCCCGUGUCACCCUGUUAUCAGCUGGGCAUGUUCUCCGGAUCUCCAAGGCACAGGUCUCUGACGCCGGGCUCUACACCUGCAUUGCUUCCAGCCGGGCAGGGGUGGCCGAUCGCAGCUUCGUCCUGCAGAUACGGGUGCCUCCCGUCCUGGAGAGCCCGGACAGCAGUGAGGAACAGAUGGUGGCCGAGGGCUCCGAUGUCACCUUCACCUGCGAUGCCACCGGGUCCCCAGCACCGGCAGUGACCUGGCUGAAGGAUGGAGAGCCCCUGCCAUGGCAGAGCACCGGGGAGCGCGGCACCCCACGGCUGAGCCUGGGGGCUGUGGGGCCGGCUGAUGCUGGGGUGUACUCCUGCCUGGCUGCAAACGAGGUGGGGGAGGCCAGCAAAGCCUUCCACCUGCUGGUGAUGGAGCCACCCCGCAUCAAGGCUGCGUCCCAGCCCACCGAGAUGGCCAUCACUGUGGGCACCCCGCUAGAGCUGACGUGCGUGGUGACGGGGGUCCCCGUGCCCACUGUCACCUGGGAGAAGGAUGGACGGCUGCUGGCAGGGCCCUGGCUUGUGUUGGGGAAUGAGAGCACCCUCCACAUCGAGAGCACGAAGGUGGCUGAUGCUGGUCUGUACACCUGCCUGGCGACCAGUCCUGCUGGGGAGGACAGCAGGAGCUUCCACAUCACCAUCCAAGCACCUCUCAGCAUGGCGAGCAUCGGAGAGACCCCCAGCAUCACUGCUAUGGUGGGCGGGCAGCUCAUCCUGGAGUGCCCAAAGGAUGCUGUGCCGUCCCCACACAUCGAGUGGCACCGGGAGGGCUCCCCGCUGCAGGAGGAUUCCCACAGGCGCAUCCUGGCCGAGGGACGCUUCCUGCAGAUCCAGGCUGUGGUGGCAGCGGAUGGUGGGGAAUACAGCUGUAGGGACACCAAUGCACCGGGGGGCACCAGCCGGAGCAUCCACAUGGAGGUCCAUGUGGCCCCGGAGAUCCAGGCGGGCCCCGGGGAGGUGAGAGCACUGCUCAAUGGCUCUGCCGUGCUGCCGUGCCGGGCGCAGGGGUGGCCCGGGCCCCGAGUGACGUGGCGGAGGGAUGGACGGCUCCUGCCCCUCCGCGGGAGCAGCAGGCUGCAGCUCCUGCCAGGAGGCUCCCUGCAGAUUAACCCUGUUCAGGUCCAGGAUUCAGGCUAUUACCUCUGCAUGGCAUCCAGCCCUGCCGGCUCCGACUGGCGAGGCCUGGACCUCCACAUCCUGGUCCCUCCUGCCAUCAGCCCCGGGCCCUCCAACCUCACCCUGCUGGCUCAGCAGCCGGCCACACUGGGCUGUGAUGCCUGGGGAUCCCCUGAGCCCCACAUCAGAUGGGAGAAGGAUGGACACCCCCUGAACCCACACCUCCCGCCUGGCGCCUACAGCUUGCAGUCAUCUGGGUCACUGCUCAUCACCAGCCCUGGUCCCCGGGAUGAGGGGUGGUUCGAGUGCAUCGCUACCAAUGCUGCUGGAGAGGCACGCAAGGCCUUCAGUGUGUCCGUCCAUGUGCCUCCCACCAUUGCCGAUGACCUUACAGACGUGGUGGUCACCCGGCUGUCCCCUGCUGUCCUUACCUGCUACAGCUCCGGUGUGCCCCCCCCUGCAGUGUCAUGGAGCAAGGAGGGGGCUCGUCUGGGCAGCCGUGGAGGGGGGUACCGCAUCCUGCCCACAGGGGCCCUGGAGAUCAGGCAGGCGCUGCCCGCACACGCUGGUCACUACACAUGCACUGCGAGGAGCGCUGCUGGCACGGCCCGAAAGCACCUCCGGCUCACGGUGCAUGACCCCCCUGCCUUGAAGCCCCUGCCUGCCAUGGUGAUGGUGAUGAUCAACACCAGCACGGUGCUGUCCUGCGAGGCGACAGGCAUCCCCCAGCCGGAGGUCACCUGGCUGAAGGAUGGUGUUGGCAUUGCCGGAGGGCCUGGGCUGAAGGUGCUCCCCAACGGGCAGCUCCAUCUCCUGCAAGCCUCCCCAAGGGAUGCAGGCACCUACCUGUGCGUGGCUCGCAACCCCUCAGGCACUGCUGCGGGGAGGACCAGGCUGAUUGUGCAAGUGCCCCCCGUCAUUGCCGCUGGCCCGGUGGAGCUGGCUGUGCUGGAGGGGCUGGAGGUGCUGCUGCCCUGUGCUGCCCGUGGUGUUCCUGAGCCCCGCGUGUCCUGGAGCCGGGAUGGAGCCCCAGUGCGGGGCGGUGGGGGGAAGGCCACUGUCCUGCCCUCCGGGGACCUACUGCUCCGGGAUGUCCAGGAAGGGGAUGCCGGGAGCUACUCCUGCACCGCGGUGAACUCGGCCGGGAGCGCUGCUCGCCGGCUCUCCCUCUCCAUCCACACCCUGCCCACCUUCACCCGCCUGCCCCAGGACGUCACCCUGAGCCGGGGCGAGCGGCUGGAGCUGGUCUGUGCCGCCACGGGCAGCCCCCAGCCCCGAGUAUCCUGGAUGUCCAACGGGCAGCUCAUCACCGAUGGCGUGUCGGGGCAGAGUGGAUGGAGCACCCUGAGACGGGAGGCAGCCACGCGUGCCAACAGCGGGACCUACAUCUGCCAUGCAGAGAACAAAGCUGGUGCCAUCAGGGCCACCGCCUUUGUCUCCAUCAGAGAGGCACCCAUCAUACUGGGGGACCCCAGCACCUACCAGGUGGAGCAUCCCGGGGAUGAUGUCCUUCUCCAUUGCAACGCCCAGGGCCACCCCCUGCCCCUUGUCCGCUGGAGCAAGGAUGGGGUGCCGGUGGUGGCUGGUGGGCGCCUGCGUCUGCUGCACAAUGGCUCCUUGGCCAUCCAAGCCGUGAGGAGCACCGACGAGGGUCACUACCGGUGUGUGGCAGAGAAUGAUGCAGGCACAGCGGCAAAGGUGAUCACCGUGGCCCUACAGAGUGCCCCCGUGGUGGUGGUGAUGCCGCGGGUGGUGGUGGUGCGAGCCGGGCAGCGGGUGCUGCUGCACUGUGUCGUGUCUGGGGAGCCCACCCCGUCUGUGGAGUGGCAGCGCGAUGGGGAGCCAUUGCCCGAGGGUCCCCGUGCCCGCAUCCUGCCCAAUGCCACGCUGCUGCUGCCCGCUGCUGCCCGCCCCGAUGCGGGCAGAUACUCCUGCCUCGCUCGCAACGCCCUGGGGGCUGCUGUGGCCCAUGCCUCCCUGGCUGUGCAAGAGGAGCCGCGCCGGGUGCGGGGCAGCCUGGCCGGGGCCAUCAACACCCAUGAGCUCGGUGCCACCACCCUUGAUGCCCGUGUGCUGGAGGACCCGCGGUCCGGCACCACCGCCAUCCGGAGCAGCAUCGGCAGCAUCCCCCCCGCUGCAGGGCCACUGAUGCGGGUGCUGGUCGCUGUCAUCGCCCCCAUUUACUGGUCCUUGGUGCACACCAGCAGUGAGGCCCGGAAUGGGUUCCUGCUCACCCGGGGCACAUUCCAUCAGGAAUCUCAGCUGCAGUUUGGCACAGGAGAGCUCCUGCGGGUCACCCACCUCUCCCGGGGCACGGAUGCUGCUGGUGCUCUGCUGCUGGACACCGUGAUCAGCGGCUCCGUGCCCGAGAGCAUCGGUGAUGCCACGGUGCUGCUGCAGGACUUCAAUGAGCGCUAUGUGCAGACGGGCACAGGGCGGCUCUCGGGGGGCUCAGUGCAGAGAUUCCUGCGGGAUGGGCACAUCAUCCGUGCCCGCUGCAACCACACCAUCGUGUAUGACCCCCCCGUGGGCCUGCAGCAUCCCCGGGUGCAGCAUGUCCGGGCCAGCUCCAUCAAAACCUCUUAUGACCCAGCCUCAGAGCAGCUCCGCUUCCAGCUCCGUGCCUCGCUUGAUGCUGCUGAUGGAGACCAGUGCCCACUGGGAUUCAUCCUGGGCCCUGGGCAGCUGCACUGCAUUGAUAUCGAUGAAUGUGCCAUGGGGUCCCAUGCCUGCCGGUACAACCAGCUCUGCCAGAACACUGCAGGGACCUACCGCUGCGUCUGCCCUCCCGGCUACCACUCGCUGGGCACUGGCUGGCCAUGCCUGGACAUAAACGAGUGCCUGCAGGUUCCUCCACCGUGUGCCUUCGAGUGCCGCAACCUGCGGGGCUCCUACGAGUGCCUGUGUCCCUCCGGCAGGACCCUGCUGCCGGAUGGGGACUGUGGGGCAGCAGAGCUGGAUGGAGGGGACACAACGGACAGCACCCACCGGGACACCCCCGUGGGCAGGCUGGGGCCAAGCAGCCCCUGGGGAGGGUCCUUACGCACCCAGCUUGCCCUUCGCCGGGUGGCAAAGGAUGUGGGGCUGGGUGCCCGGGGUCCUCCGUGCCCCAUGGGCUUCAUCAGGAGGAAUGGCACCUGCACUGACCUUGAUGAGUGCCAGAUGCUGAGGCAGUGCCAGCACGACUGCAGGAACACCCCGGGCAGCUACCGCUGCGUCUGCCCCGCUGGGUACCGGCUGCUGCCCAAUGGGAAGAGCUGCCAUGAUGUGGAUGAGUGUGCAGAGGGCACUAUGCAGUGCGGCUCGGACCAGAUGUGCUUCAACACCCGUGGAGGUGCCCAGUGUGCUGAUGUGCCGUGCCCAGCUGGGUACCGGAGAGGCUCCAGCCCUGGGCUGUGUGUGGGUCUCUGCACCCCAGACUGCGGCUCUGCUGGUCCCCCCACGCUGCGGUACGAGCUGCUCACCCUGCCCCUCGGCAUCGCUGCCGGCCGGGCCGUGGUGCACCUCACCCAGGCCAAUGCCCUUCCCCGCCAUCCCCUCUUCACGCUGCUGGAGCGGGAGCCGGGCAGCCCCUUCGCCCUCCGCACCGAGCACGGCCGUGGCAUCGUCUUCACCCUGCGCCCGCUGCGGGACCCCGGCACGCACCGCCUCAAGGUGCAGGCGCUGGCCCCGGGCAGGCAGCGGGCGCCCAGCAUCUUCAUCCUCAUCAUCUCCGUCUCGCCCUACCCCUACUGACACCGCCGAGGGACAGGAGGGGAGGUGGGGUCUUAUCUCCUCCUGUCCCUCCCCACCCGGCUCAGGGAGCGCUGAGCUUGCGCCUUUCCUCUCCAUCCAGACCCCUCGGUUGCCUUCACCCUUGGCUGGUCCCUGACUCAGCAGGGCCCUGGGGGGGACGAGGUGCUCCUACAGCCUCUUGCAGUCGGGGUUUGUCGCAACCCUCAGCCCAGAGCAAACACACCCGGGAGUGGCCUUGGCCAUUAUCAGUCCUUGGAUAGGGGAUGAGCUGGGUGACAGGGGUCAGUGAGGGUCCC